GUGGAGAUCACACCAUCACGUACCCCAUCCUGCAGGCUGUGGCACAAAAGCACGGUCCCCUGGGACUGGUGCACGUGGACGCUCACACCGACACCGGAGACACAGCCCUGGGGGAGAAGAUCUACCAUGGGACCCCGUUCCGGCGCUGCGUGGAGGAAGGGCUGCUGGACUGCGGCCGCGUGGUCCAGGUCGGCGUCCGAGGCUCCUCCUACGACCCCGACCCUUACAAGUAUGGCCAGGACCAGGUAAGCUCAGCCUCAGGCACCUGGGGGCAGGUGAGGAAGCAGAUGGGGGACAAGCCGGUGUACAUCAGCUUCGAUAUCGAUGGGCUGGACCCUGCGUACGCCCCGGGCACGGGGACGCCGGAGAUCGCCGGGCUCACGCCGGCGCAGGCUUUGGAGAUUAUUCGUGGCUGCAAAGGGCUGAACGUGGUGGGAUGUGACCUUGUAGAAGUCGCCCCGAUGUACGAUGUCUCUGGUAACACAGCCCUCCUGGGGGCAAACCUGCUGUUCGAGAUGCUCUGCAUUCUCCCCGGAGUGAAGACAGUGUGA
Molecule: messenger RNA, 551 nt
Organism: Apaloderma vittatum (bar-tailed trogon)
Lineage: Eukaryota; Metazoa; Chordata; Aves; Trogoniformes; Trogonidae
Gene: AGMAT
Product: agmatine ureohydrolase (agmatinase)
Exons: 5
Molecular function (GO): metal ion binding; agmatinase activity
Source: RefSeq, a predicted model, not a curated record